AACAAUUCAUUUGAAAAUAAGUAUUCAAAUCUCUUCGAAGAGUUAUCACCAAUCGGUUCGGGAGGCUUCGGAACUGUAUAUAAAGUAAAACAUAAAAUUGAUAAACAGUUAUAUGCCGUCAAAAUAUUAAAGUUUGAAAAUGUAAUUGAUGAAUACUUAACAUAUAUUUAUAAUGAAAUGGAAACUCUAAAACAAAAGCGUUCAGAAUAUGUGGUAAAAUAUUUCAAUUCAUGGAGAGAUGAUAAUAUAAUAUACACUCGGAUGGAGUUAUGUUCACAAAAUCUAAAGAAUAUUCUGGAAGUAAAGCCACAGGUAUUUGAUCGACAAUCAGGCGAAGCUAUGGAUUGUGUCGAGUAUUUCAUUUCGUGUGAAAUAUACCGUCAGAUUUUAGAAUCUGUUCAGUAUUUGCAUGAAUUGAAUCCACAGAUUAUUCACAGAGACCUCAAACCAGAAAACAUAUUAAUUACCGAAAAUGUAAGGAACGGUAGAUUUAUUAAGUUAUGUGACUUUGGUUUGGCUACAGUUCACGACAAACGCAUUCAUUAUCGAACAUCUAACAAACACACGCCUGGUGUGUGUACAUUAAAAUACCAGGCACCCGAAAUUGUACAGGGCAACAAAUAUGGGCAUAAAGCAGAUAUCUAUAGUCUUGCAUUAAUUGGGGGAGAACUAUUUGAACUCGAUACUAAUGAG
Messenger RNA from Oppiella nova, 693 nucleotides. The record is from the annotation of a GenBank genome assembly. NCBI's taxonomy places the organism in Eukaryota, Metazoa, Arthropoda, Arachnida, Sarcoptiformes, Oppiidae.